Molecule: messenger RNA, 744 nt
Organism: Colletotrichum godetiae
Lineage: Eukaryota; Fungi; Ascomycota; Sordariomycetes; Glomerellales; Glomerellaceae
Exons: 4
Source: RefSeq, a predicted model, not a curated record
UUCACAACUCUUUCUUUUGUCCUCGUCGGGCUGCGCCUGUACACGCGCAUUAUGGUGGUGCAAAAUGUCGGCAUCGAUGACUGGUUGAUGCCUGCCGCACUGGUAAGUGAGUUGCGAAUCAUAGAUGGGAGUCCUAGAAGGGCGGGUUCUGAUAUUCCCCAUCGGCAGUGUCUCUGGGCGACGAUUCCGACCUACAAUCUGGCCCUAUUGCUCUGCAAGCUGUCGAUCGUCUUCUCAUACUUGCGCGUGUUCAAAAUCCCAACGACACAAAAGAUUUGCAAGACUAUGCUUGCGGUGCUUGCGGUAUACGGUGCCUGGACUGUCUUCGGCUCGAUCUUCAUGUGCGUGCCCGUGCAAGCCUUUUGGGGUGACGGUACAGGGAAGUGCAUGAACCGCUUGGCUUUCUGGUUUUCCAACGCAGCCUUGAACAUUUUAUCGGAUAUUAUCAUCUGCGGCAUUCCUAUACCACUUAUCAAGUCUCUGCAAAUAUCGAAAAAGCAGAAAAUUGCGCUCAUCAUGGUGUUCGCUGUAGGAGGAUUUGUUUGUAUUACCUCUAUGAUUCGCCUUUAUUCACUUUACGAGAUCUCCGUAUCUACCGAUACAUCACGAGAUGGUGUCCAUAUUGCGACAUGGUCCGGGAUAGAGAUCAAUGUUGCCAUAGCCUGCGCCUCUGUCCCUGCGCUCAAGCCCCUCAUCGUGAAGGCCUUCCCCAAGUUGUUGGCAAGCACCCAGCGCAGCGGGUAU